Molecule: messenger RNA, 1489 nt
Organism: Haliotis rubra (blacklip abalone)
Lineage: Eukaryota; Metazoa; Mollusca; Gastropoda; Lepetellida; Haliotidae
Product: pentatricopeptide repeat domain-containing protein 3, mitochondrial-like
Exons: 18
Coding region: 17-1348 (443 amino acids)
Biological process (GO): mitochondrial translation
Cellular component (GO): mitochondrion
Molecular function (GO): rRNA binding; ribosomal small subunit binding; protein binding
Source: RefSeq, a predicted model, not a curated record
AUUUUAAGUAUCAAAGAUGGCUGCGUCCAUGUGCAACUGCACACGGCGAGUGCUUGCAACAAGUGUUAGGUUGUGUUAUAGGUCGUGCACAGUAUCCACACAGUCUACACUGAAGGAGACGUCAGACUCAAAACAAGCAGAUAUUAUUAUACCAAAGAAGAAGAAAAGGGAUUCUUUGUCUAUACUUCAAGCAUUGGCAUCAACUGUUGGAAAGGAUGAAACAGCUCCCAAAUACAUGUUCAUGGACGACCCCUUCCUCAUCCCUUAUUCCUAUUCUGCCAAGAGGAAUUUUGCCUUGUCCAAAGCAUCUGGACGGAAAGCAGCUCGAUUCAUGGUGGACAAGUAUCCUGCCUACUUCCGAGACAGCCCUGCUGACCCGCCCAUCGAGGCAUUAAUGCCCAAGUCAAACAAGUACAAGUAUCGCUAUGUCAAUGAGCUGGCCUUGAAUGAAAGGAUUGAGAAGAGACGAGUGACAGAUGCAGUUGAUGUUUAUAAAAGUCUAAAGAAAGAAGGUACUGAGAUCAGUGCCGACACACAUCAACGCCUCCUGGAUCUGCUGUGUGUCUACAACAGUGACGAUCCUCCGGACCAGUUGCUGCCUGAAGAAUUCGAGUUUCGACAAGAUAUAGGAAAAGAUUCACCCAGGGGUCCAUCAAAGUCAUGGAACAAAAAUGGCAUGGCACAGCUUGUGUUUGAUGAUAUGGAAGUGAAGACGCCAGAAGCUUACAAGAGCAUGAUCAGAGGGCUGUCCAAAUACAGAGGCCAUGAAAAAGCAUUCGAGUACUAUGAAGAGAUGGUGGCUGCAGACAUGCCACUGGAUACACCAACCUACAAUGCCAUCAUCUACAGUUCGGUGUUUACAGACAACUCCUCCAGCGAAAUACGCUGGCAACAUCUCCUGUGCCUGCUUGGGGAGAUGAGUCUGCGAGGACUCCGGCCCGACCUGGAGACGUUCAACCAGGCGUUCCUGUGUUUAAUGCGGAUGAGGAAGAACACCAACCAGGAGCGGGCGUUCCACAUGUUGUCUGAGAUGAGGAAGUGUGGGAUCGAGCCAAGUUUGUCAAUUUGGUCGAGAUUGUUGAGCAUUGUAUACUUUGAAGAUGCUGUGCAGUCACCUCUACUUGGCACCAUCAUUGAGUAUCUGGAGGAAAAUGGAGUCACCUGCCGGCACCCAGAGGAUGGAGAGUUCUUCAAAUCAGCAAUGGCCAAGUGUUUCAUCUGUCAGAAGGAUCCAGAGUUGGCAAAACGUUUACACAAAUUGUUCAACACCGACGGAACUUCACUGUCAUGUCUGACCUUCACACUGAGUCACUCUACUACAACUUCUUCUUCCGAACUCUGUGUUUGAUGGACAACAUUGACACCGUCAUGGACUACUACACCAGCAUCGUUCCUUCUCAAUGGACACCCCAUUUUGCCGUAAUUCAGGAGAUCAUGAGAGCAAUAGAUCUACACAAAGGUUUCCGACAUCUUCCCCAGAUCUGGGCAG